Aureobasidium melanogenum CBS 110374 is the source of this 1413-nucleotide messenger RNA. Its product is annotated as candidapepsin-4 precursor. Lineage: Eukaryota; Fungi; Ascomycota; Dothideomycetes; Dothideales; Saccotheciaceae. Gene Ontology annotation, biological process: proteolysis. The transcript has a single exon. The record is from RefSeq and is a predicted model, not a curated record. Gene Ontology annotation, molecular function: aspartic-type endopeptidase activity. Bases 1 to 1413 code for a protein of 470 amino acids.
AUGAAACACAUCUCGACCUUGGCACUCGCUGCCACCACCUUCAUUGGCGCCGAAGCCAUCACCCUUCAGAAGCGUGUCAACGCCCCACCAAAGGUUGUCGAGUACGAGAUUGAGAGAAAGCACGUCUCGAACCCCCUGAAGAGAGACCAAAUACGAAGACGCGCCAACACCAUCAGCGAGACUCUGGACAACGAGCAGACUUUGUACUUCGCCAAUGCAUCCCUUGGAACGCCGGCGCAGUAUUUCAGGCUGCAGAUCGACACGGGAAGUAGUGAUCUCUGGGUCAACGUCGCCAACUCUGCCGAGUGCGAGAACCCUCAGAACGAAUGCGCAAUCUCGGGCACCUAUUCUGCCAACUCAUCCUCGACUUACGAGUAUGUCAACAGUCUUUUCAACAUCUCCUACGUUGAUGGAUCCGGCUCAGCAGGCGACUAUGCUACUGAUGUUUUCCGCAUUGGCGGUGCCACCCUCGAAAAUCAACAAUUUGGUAUUGGCUAUACCUCCAGCACUGCCCAAGGCGUCAUGGGAAUUGGUUAUCCCACCAACGAGGCCAUUCUCCAGUAUGUGAGAACUCCUUACGUCAACGUGCCUGAGCACAUGAUGCAAGCCGGCCUCAUCAACACCAACGCCUACAGCUUGUGGUUGAACGACCUCGACGCCUCAACCGGUUCCGUCCUCUUUGGUGGUGUCAACACUGAAAAGUACACUGGUCAACUCCAGACCUUGCCCAUCCUCCAAGAGGAGGGUAUCUACGCCGAGUUCAUCAUCGCUCUCACUGGUGUCGGCUAUAAUGGCCAGGACAACUCUAUCGCUUCCAACCUCAACACUGCUGCCUUGUUGGACUCUGGUUCCAGUUUGAUGUACCUCCCCAACCAAGUCGCUGAGGACAUUUACAAGAUGACCGGUGCCAAGUACAGCCAGGAGUACGGUGCUGCUUUCAUUGACUGCAACAUGCGCUACAAUGACUCCACCAUCGACUUCACCUUCUCUUCGCCUACCAUCCGCGUCAGCAUGUCGGAACUGGUUCUUGUUAUGGGCUACCAGGGUCGCAACCCUAUCUGCAUUCUCGGCAUUGCACCUGCCGAUGGUACCACUCCCGUCCUUGGUGACACUUUCCUCCGUAGCGCCUACGUCGUCUACGACAUUACCAACAACGAGAUCUCGCUCGCUCAGACCAACUUCAACAGCACUACCAACAACAUCAUGGAGAUCACCAACUCGAGCAUUCCCGACGCCACUGGUGUUGCUUCGGCCGUCUCUUCAGUUGCCCAGCAGACUACCGGUGGUGGUCGUCUUGGUGGCUUCCCCACUGGCAGCGUGACCAGCAGUGGUCUUGGUGCGAUCGUCACCCCCGGACCCAAGGGUCUUGGUGCUCUUGCCGCCGUCGGUGCCGCCGCACUCUUUGCCUUGUAG